Molecule: messenger RNA, 1822 nt
Organism: Copidosoma floridanum
Lineage: Eukaryota; Metazoa; Arthropoda; Insecta; Hymenoptera; Encyrtidae
Product: heat shock protein beta-6
Biological process (GO): response to heat; protein refolding
Cellular component (GO): cytoplasm; nucleus
Source: RefSeq, a predicted model, not a curated record
GUCGGGCUUAUUCUCGCACGAGAGUGUGAUCACGAGAGACAACGCAUACACGUAUAGUUUUUCUCAUACAUACGUAUACACUCGCGUUGGUUUUCUUUACUCGUUUUUGUACUUAAUAACACAAGAUAUACCAAAAAUUCUUGCCAGCCGGUGUUUUGAGCUUCUGUGAGACUAGUAUACAAUUUCAUUGGUGCAACAUAGUAUAUAUACAUAUAUAUACAUAAUAAUAAUAUAUACAGUGCGUGAAAGCGACGAAAGGUGAAAUCGAAGGGAGAGUAUCAGAAAGAAAGGGAAGGAACAGCCGAGGGUAGGAAAAAAAUGGCGAAUCGCAACAUUCCCAUCAAACUGGGCGACUUUAGCGUCAUCGACUGCGAGUUCUCGAGCAUCCGGGAGCGCUUCGACGCGGAGAUGAGGAAGAUGGAGGACGAGAUGUCGCGCUUCCGCAGCGAGCUCAUGAACCGCGAGAACAACUUCUUCAAGAGCACCACCAGUCGACACCACACGAGUACCAGCGAGCAUCGGACUUCCACGACUUCCAAGACGGAGAGCAGUGCUAGUAGUACGGGCGAGGGCUCGCCCAAUCUGAGAUCGGCCUUCGACACUUUCAAAAGCUCGACAACCCAACAGCACACAUCGCAGAACAGCUCGCUGAGCCCGCAAAAUCACGACUCGUCGACCUGGUUGGACGGCCUAAACAGCCCACUGAUCCAGGACGAGGGUGACAACAAGUGCCUCAAGCUCAGAUUCGACGUUUCCCAGUACACGCCCGAGGAGAUAGUCGUCAAGACCGUCGACAACAAGUUACUCGUACACGCCAAGCACGAGGAGAAGACAGACACAAAGUCCGUGUACAGGGAGUACAACCGUGAAUUCCAGCUGCCCAAGGGUACGAAUCCCGAGACCAUCAAGUCGUCGCUCAGCAAAGACGGUGUCCUCACCGUCGAGGCCCCACUACCCGCCCUCGGCCAAGGCGAGAAGCUCAUUCCCAUCGCGCACCACUAGACCUCAUCGACCAUCGGGAGCCAUUACACGUCUGACGCUUCAAAACAUUAUAAUUUCGAUCGGGACGCUUGAUGCGUGACGCACAACAGAUAUAAAUAUAUAUAUAUAUAUAUAAAUAUUAUUGCGACAUUCAUUAAUAGGUACAAAAGAAAAAGAACAGAAAUACCAGAUCUGCAAAUCUGCAGGAGUUUUUUUUUUUUUAUAUACACACAUGCUUAUACGCAUAAUAAUGAGACGUUGUUAUCCUUACAUUUCAACCGAAUGUAAUCAAAAAGGUAUUACCUGAAUGUCUUUUUUUUUUUUUCUUCUUUCAUCGCCUUGAAAUCCAUCUGCCUCGGUGCCAAGCUUUCGCAAGAAGCAAUGUACUAUGCAAUGUACUAUCUCAUAAGUGCUCGACUUCUGAACACAAUUUGGCCUCGCCAGAAUAGCUAUGUAUAUUUUCACAAGUAAAAAUUGUAUAUUUUGCUACGAAUAAAUAAAUGAAAAAAUAAAAAUAAUAAUGAUAGUAUGAAGGAAGCGAAAAGAGCUGAUGUGUAUCUCUCGUUUUUCUUCUCUCUUACCGUGCCUUGCGAAAUUUUUCGAAUCUAGUGCCGUGCUUUUGUCAAAACGCAUGAAAAAAGCUUUGUGGCUUUAUAAAAAAAAAAAAUACCUGAUGAUUUAUCACAGUUAGUGUUUAUUUCGUGCAAUUUUACCAUGAGAAAACAAAGUAAAUUUUUGUAAGUCUAUCAUUGGUUAAUUUUUUAAGAAAUUAUCACGUCAAAAAGUGUGAGGGUGACCGGGGGCGAUAUUGUGUCUUCAAGUAACAACAAUCAGAUGAAAA